AUGGGACAGUUAGAUGCUAGGAGUGACACGAGCUCUUCUAAGAGGUCCAUGGGUUCAUCGUCAUCCUUGCAAUCAUCUCCACAACCAAUUAAGUCCUCUAGUUAUGUGACGGGCAGGAGUUCGGGAAAUAUGACCAGAGUUACCAGUGCGUGUUAUAGAUGUGGCCAAAUGGGUCACAAGGCUGCGGAGCGCGGACAGAAAGGUGGAGCACGGUCCCAACCUGUGUAUCUAAAGGGUCAACCUCAAAAUAGGAGCCAGCCACAAUCUUGUUAUCAAUGUGGUCAACCUGGUCAUUUAAAGAAGUUUUGUCUACAGAAAAGAGGUGACGUAGGGGAGCAAAGAUCGCAGGGAAAAGUGUAUGCUAUCACCACUUCUGAGCAAGCUACGGGGCCAUCAGUUGUGAGAGGUACAUUUCUCAUCUUCAAUACUUGGGCUAAGGUGUUGAUUGACACUGGGGCAUCGCAUUCAUUUAUUGCCACAUCAUUUACAUCAUUGUUGGGGCUAGAGAGCAGGCAACUGCAGGCUUCGCUUACAGUAGAAUCACCAGUAGGGGGAAACGUCAUUCUAACCCAGGAAUGUCAGGGGUGUAUAAUUGAGGUAGCAGGUCAACAGCUUCCGGUUAAUUUUGUAUUGCUGGAAAUGUCGGGUUUUGAUGUUAUUCUUGGAAUGGAUUGGUUGUUCACGUACCGGGCGACAAUAGAUUGCCAUCGGGAGAGGGUCGCGGUAUGUACUGCAAGCGGCGAUUGCUUCACAUUUUUGAGGGAUGGGUAUGAUAGAUCCUUACCCUCUUCAUGCUACCCAUGUGGCCGAGGUCAAUUUAAUUUCCUUUUAGCAACCCUUUGGGAGGACGGAAGUGAUGUAGUUCGGGAUGAAUUCCCAAGGGUAGUGCAUGAAUACCUCAACAUUUUUCCUGAAGAUCUUACAGAAUUGCUACCUCAUAGGGAGGUAGAGUUCACCAUAGACUUGCUCCCGGGUACGGCGCCUAUCUCAUCGUCACCGUAUAGGUUUGCUCCAGCUGAAUUAGUGGUUCUGAAGGAACAGUUGUAG
Molecule: messenger RNA, 1047 nt
Organism: Camellia sinensis
Lineage: Eukaryota; Viridiplantae; Streptophyta; Magnoliopsida; Ericales; Theaceae
Source: RefSeq, a predicted model, not a curated record